AUGACGUCGAACAUCUGCUCUGACGCUCGUACAAGCGACGAAGCUCGACCUACGAAACUCGCCAAGCUCGAAGAGGCCGGUACGAUGAGCGUCAACUCUACAGUGCGGCUGCUGGUGCAGCGUCACCCUUCGCAUCCGCUCGCCAAGCUGCCUACGCGCGGGUCGGCGCUUGCGGCCGGCUACGAUCUGUACUCUGCCGAAAAAGUGGUGCUUCCACAAGGCGGUCGCAAGGUGGUUCAGACCGGUAUCUGCGUCGCGAUUCCCGACGGACACUACGGCCGUGUUGCACCGCGUUCAGGGCUUGCGAGCAAACACGGCAUUGACACGGGAGCCGGUGUGAUCGACCAAGACUACCGUGGCUUGCUCGGCGUCUUGCUGUUCAACUUGGGCGAACAAGACUUCAUCAUUAACCAAGGUGACCGCAUCGCUCAGUUGAUCCUUGAGAAGAUCUCGACACCCGACGUUCAAGAAGUUGAAAGCUUGAGCGAGACUCUUAGGGGUGCUGGAGGGUUUGGGUCGACAGGUGGAUUCGGUACGCAGACCACACCCUCGACAGCCGAUGCUACCGCCGCGGCUGUCGCUGCCGAUUUACCUGCUGAGGUCAACGCCAAAUCCUCUUGA
Molecule: messenger RNA, 621 nt
Organism: Mycosarcoma maydis (corn smut)
Lineage: Eukaryota; Fungi; Basidiomycota; Ustilaginomycetes; Ustilaginales
Product: putative dUTP pyrophosphatase
Exons: 2
Coding region: 1-621 (206 amino acids)
Biological process (GO): dUTP catabolic process; dUMP biosynthetic process
Molecular function (GO): dUTP diphosphatase activity; magnesium ion binding
Source: RefSeq, a predicted model, not a curated record